Phascolarctos cinereus (koala) is the source of this 18798-nucleotide messenger RNA. It is a transcript of the gene BSN, whose product is annotated as bassoon presynaptic cytomatrix protein. Gene Ontology annotation, molecular function: structural constituent of presynaptic active zone; metal ion binding. The record is from RefSeq and is a predicted model, not a curated record. Gene Ontology annotation, cellular component: axon; cytoskeleton of presynaptic active zone; glutamatergic synapse. NCBI's taxonomy places the organism in Eukaryota, Metazoa, Chordata, Mammalia, Diprotodontia, Phascolarctidae. Gene Ontology annotation, biological process: presynaptic active zone assembly; protein localization to synapse.
AUGUACCUGAAACCUUCCUGGCUUGGUAAGAUCUUCCAAAGCUUCUACUCCACUGCUAUAACUUUCAACAACCCAGUGCCAAUUUGUUGCCAUGAUGAGGCACAGGAGGACUUUACUAAAGCUGAAUGUCCUACUGUGAAAGAUAUGGGCAGUUUGUCCCAGGGCUGGACGCCGGCCCAAGGUGCUGAAGGGGCGGAAGCAGUCUUCUCCCUUUCAGGGGUGUCCUGGUCACUCUGUUCGCUCUCCCGUGUCCAGCUCAGUCCGCCCAUCCCCCACCCCUCGCUCCUGACCCUGAAGAGGGCGGGGCAUAGGCACCCGGCUCAAGCGAGCUCCACAGUUAAGCUCCUUCCUCCCGAGGACCCGGGGGUGCCGCAGGUGUGUGUAUGUGGGGGGGCCUCUACCGCCCUCGCCCUCACGCUCCCCGCGGCCCCGCUUCGCCCGAGACUCCGCACGUCCGGGGAGAGGCAGGUGCGGGAGCAGAACAGCAGCAGCAGCAACAGCAUCACGCGCGGUUUUGAGGCGCCCGAGGGGUGUGUGCAGAACGAGGCGGGGCCCGGCUCGGGAGGGCGGGCCGCGCAUGCGCCUUGCCGGGCGCCGCUGGUGGAGCUGGGAGAUGGCGGCGGCGGCGCAGCGCUGAGCCCUGGAGGGGGGAGCCGGGGACGGGCUGCCGGCGGCGGGCGGCCCCAGCCCCAGCCCCGGCCACGGCCCCGGCCCCGGCCCCGCGGCGGGGAAGAGCCUUCAGCACCAGGAAGCGGACAGCUCCCCUCAGCCGGAGCUGCGCGAGCGGCCACAGCCCAGCAGCCUCCGGGCCCCGGCCCCGGCCCCACCGCAGACACGGCCAGCACGUCCAGAAGACUAGAUCCUAAGGAUCACCUAGAUGGCCAGAGAGCGACUUCCCCGACUCCAAAGCAGGCUGCUGCUCAUAGCCACGAAGGCCGCCGGGGGGAGGUGAGGACUCAUGGACAGGCUGGCCCACAGGUGGAUGGCCCCCAUCGGACACUCCAAGUGGACAGCAGGAUGCAGAGAACAGGCCGAUCUCCCUCAGUGUCUCCAGACCGAGGCAGCACCCCAACAUCACCUUAUUCAGUACCCCAAAUUGCACCCCUCCCAAGCAGUACCCUCUGUCCUAUAUGCAAGACAACAGAUCUCACCUCUUCUCCUAACCAGCCAAACUUCAACACCUGUACAUGUCACAACAAGGUCUGCAACCAGUGUGGAUUCAACCCCAACCCUCAUCUCACAGAGGUGAAAGAAUGGCUGUGUCUGAAUUGCCAGAUGCAGAGAGCUUUGGGGAUGGACAUGACCACUGCACCUCGUUCCAAAAGCCAGCAGCAGCUGUACUCGCCUUCUCUUUCUCCUGCCCACUCCCCAGCCAAACAGCCCCAGCCCCAGCCCCAGCCCCAGCCUCAGCCCCAACCCCAGCCCCAGCCCCAGCCCCCAACACAGGCUCAGGGGAAGCCUGAGCCAGAGAAAAUCCCUGGAACCACACAGCCUGGGCUCCAACAGGGGCCUGGCGUCCGGCAGGCUGAAGUGCCCAGAACUCCUGUGGUGCCAGGGCAGCGGGAAGCCCAGAGCCAAGGACAGGCCAGAGCCACUGUGCCUCAGGAAGCAGGACGGGUUUCCCCUCAUCCCCAUCCUUCCCCAGUCAAGGGAGUUACUCCAACCCCUGGAUCUGGGGCUCAAGAACAAGCCCAAGAGGGACUCACUGGGAAGCUUUUUGGCUUUGGGGCUUCUCUGCUGACCCAGGCCAGCACACUUAUGUCUGUCCAGCCAGAGGCCGGUCCACAAGGCCAGCCGUCUCCUGGCAAAGGGCCCCCCAAGAUAGUCUUCAGUGAUGCCAGUAAGGAAGCAGGGCCCAAGUCAUCAGGGACCGGACCUGGACCUGCAGCUGGACGGGGACCUGGGCCAGCAUCUGGGGCUGGACCCGGGCCUGGACCUGCACCUGCGGCUGGACGGGGACCUGGGCCAGCACCUGGGGCUGGAGCUGGGCCUGGACCCGGGCCUGGAGUUGGGCCUGGGGCUGGCCCUAGAGCUGAGCCAGGAUCUGGGACUGGGCCUCGGCCUGGGGUUGGGACUGGACCUAAAGCUGGGCCUGGUCCUGGCCCUGCUUCGGGGCCUAAAUCUGAGCCUGGGUCAGGACCUGGGGCUCUUGGCCGACCAGCAGGGGCACCUAGUCCAAAACAAAGUAAGGCAGAACACCAGACUGCACCCAAGGCUGUCCCCAAGCCAAAGGAAGUGCCGAAGGAAAAGGUCAAAUGCCCACUGUGCCAGGCCGAACUCAAUGUGGGCUCCCGGGAGCCAUCCAACUACAAUACAUGUACCACCUGCAAGCUACAAGUGUGCAACCUGUGUGGCUUCAACCCAACUCCUCAUUUGGUAGAGAAAAAUGAGUGGCUGUGUCUGAACUGCCAAACACAGAGGCUGCUGGAAGGAAGCCUUGGUGACCCAGCCCCCGUGCCCAUGCCUACCCCAAAGCAGACACCAACGAGUUCGCCACGACACCAACCCAGCCCAUCCCCUCAGAAGCAGAAGGGGCCACCUGCAGCUGGGCCAGGGCAGCCCACGGGACCCCCCCACACCUCUCCCAGCCUACAGACCAAGCACCUCAGGGCAUCCGAACCCAGCAAGCCUCCAAGCGGCCUGCAGGAGAAGAAACCCAGCGGCCCAGCUGAAGCCAAACAAGUGCCGAAGCCAUCCCCUCUGCCAACCAUGCUCACGGAGGCCCCGAAGACAAAGGAUGGGCCCAAGAGGGCAGAACCGCCUCUCGCCGACAGCAAGGUCAGCUCUACCUCUGAGGCGCCGAGAGGGAGUGAGCACCAGGACCCAAGCAAGCCUUAUUCCCAGGACCUGUCCCGGAGCCCCCAGAGCCUCAGUGAUACUGGCUACUCCUCCGAUGGGAUCUCCAGCUCCCAAAGUGAGAUCACAGGGCUCGUACAGCAGGAAGAGGAGCAGCUGAACACCGCCGGGGUGGUGGAGCCCAGCCCACCGAGCCCCUCAGAACUCAACAAACUGGAAAGCAGCAUGCGGCCCCUCCUGGAGGCCCAGGGCGGUGCCCAGGUGGAACAGGCCAAGGCCCGCCCCCAGCCGCGGGAGGAACCAAAGCAGAGACAGAGGCCUAGAUCCCUUUCUAUCACACCUGAGGCUUUUGACUCUGAUGAGGAACUGGAAGAUAUCUUGGAAGAGGACGAAGAUUCUCUCGAGUGGGAGAACCAGAGAGAUGCGAGGGAUACGGCCGAGUCGUCCGAUGACUUUGGCAGCAAACUACGCCAUGACUACGUGGAAGACAGCAGUGAGGGCGGGCUCUCUCCCCUCCCAGCGCCGUCCACGGGCAGAGAGGCUGAGGGUCCAGACGAAGACUUUAUGAGGAGGCAGAUUUUGGAGAUGAGUGCCGAGGAGGACAACCUGGAGGAGGAUGACACUGAGUACGACCGGGCAAAGUACAGCUUGAGGAAAGCCGGUUCCAAGCCAGGGUUGGAGCAGGGCCAGGAGCCCGCCCCACCCAAGAGGCGGCUGCCUCACAAUGCCACCACUGGCUACGAGGAAGAGCUGAAGGACGUGGGCGCUCCUGAGCCCGAGGACGUGGCGGCCCUCCAGGGGGGCCUGCGCCGCUUCAAGACCAUUGAGCUCAACAGUACCAACAGCUACGGCCGAGAAAUGGAGAUGAGCCAGGAGGCGGACAUCAGCCUGGACAGGGAGCCCGAGCUAGAGAUGGAGAGCUUGACCGGGUCUCCUGAAGACCGCUCCAAAGGAGAGUAUUCUUCCACGCUGCCCGCCACCACCCCCAGCUACACCUCAGGCACGUCCCCCACGUCCCUGUCCUCCCUCGAAGAAGACAGCGACAGCAGCCCCAGCCGCCGGCAGAGACUGGAAGAGGUCAAGCAGCAGAGGAAAGCCCGGCACCGCUCCCACGGCCCCCUGCUCCCCACUAUUGAGGAUUCCUCCGAGGAAGAGGAGCUCCGAGAGGAGGAGGAGCUGCUCCGGGAGCAGGAAAAGAUGCGGGAGGUAGAGCAGCAGCGCAUCCGCAGCACAGCCCGCAAGACCAAGCGGGAUAAAGAGGAGCUCAGGGCCCAGCGGAGGCGGGAGCGGUCCAAGACCCCCCCCAGCAACCUGUCCCCCAUCGAGGAUGCCUCGCCCACCGAGGAGCUGCGCCAGGCGGCCGAGAUGGAAGAGCUCCACCGAUCGUCCUGCUCUGAGUACUCCCCGUCACCCUCUCUCGACUCCGAGGCUGAGGGCUUCGAGAUCGGCCCCUCCAAGCUCUACAAGUCUGGGAGCGAAUACAAUCUGCCCACCUUCAUGUCCCUCUACUCCCCAACUGAGAAGACCUCCAGCGGCACCAGCUACCCUUCCAGCAAGCCCUUGAAAAGCGCCGAAGAGGCCUAUGAAGAGAUGAUGCGGAAGGCUGAGCUUCUCCAGAAGCAGCAAGGGCAGCAGGCCCAGGCCAGCAGCACCUACAGCAGCUCGCGGGGCACGGACCGAGGCCAGGGCAGCUUUGAAUACCAGUACGUUGAGGGCUAUGACUACGUGUCCAGUCAGCUGGGCUCCUCUCAGCCCACCUACGAGCCUGAGGCUGCAGAUGCAGGAGCCGUGUAUGAGGAGAUCCUCCAGACGUCCCAGAGCAUCGCCAGGAUGCACCAGGCCUCUUCCCGAGACCUGGCUUUCCAGGAGGAGAAGAAGGACCGAGAAGACACUUACCAGGAGAAGCAGUUUCUGAAUGCAGAGAGUGCUUACAGUGAGCUGAUGAGGCAGAACGGUGGUCCCCUCACCCCUGGCACCAGCCCCACCCAGCUGGCAGCGCCCAUGGCCUUCUCCUCAGACAGUGGCGGAAGCCGGCUUAUCCCUGAUGUGCGAGUCACCCAGCAUUUUGCAAAAGAACCUCAGGAUGCCCUCAGGCUUCUCAGCUCCCCAGCUUCUUCCAGCUCUGCUCUCAAGGGAGUGACAGCUCCUUUCACAUACAGCAAAGGGACCCCUUCAGUCACAACUGUAGCUUCUAGUAUGGCCAGCAGACCGCGUGUCUACACAGCUGCAAUGUCCCCCGCCGGCCCAGAGCCUGCACUCCCCACCACCGCAAGCUACAGCUCCCAGACCGAAGAGAUGCCCCAGGCUCAGGUCUUCUCUGACAUGGGUGGGUUACCUGCAAGAGAGAGGCUUCAGAGCAUGAGUGAGGGCAAGAUCAGUGCUCCUUUGUCAUCAAAAGGCUAUCCCAGCUUCAAGAGUGCAAGCCCACCCCUCUCCCCAACCUCUCCGAUGGAGGGCCUUCCCUCUGCGAUUGGCAGAAUUGGGCCCAAGUCUACUGCAGAGCUCUCGACCCAGACCCACAGCCCACUUCUCCCCUCUGACAUCCCAAGGAGCCCCAUUUCCUCCACCCCAUCUUCCAUGGUUGCUCAGGGCACACAGACACCACACCGCUCUGGCUCACCUCGCCUCACCAGGCAGCAGUCUUCUCAAGAACCUCCCUUUAUGGUCAUCACCUUAGCUUCAGAUGCGGCCAGCCAAACCCAGCUGGUCAAUGCAAGCUCUUCCACCUCACCAGCGUCAUCUCCGACCAGACGCCAAGCUACCAUUCACAGCUACAGUCAGUCAGUACAGGUCAAUGGAGCACAGUUCCAACAGGAACAGUCAGUGCACAGCUUCCCCAAGGGCGACAGAACCCCCGCUUCGAGCGCCAUCGUCCCCAUGAAUGCUGCCAAGGGGCACGUGACCCCAGUCAUGGACGGCCCAGCAGCUCUGUAUGGCUGGGGCUCCCUGCCCGCUGAGAACAUCUCCCUGUGCAGGAUCUCAUCAGUCCCUGGGACAUCCCGGGUAGAACCAGGGCCCAAACCACCAACUAGUUCUGUGGUAGACCUACGGACAGCCAUGAAGUCUGCCCCAAUCAUCAUCACCGACCGAGGCAUGGACCUGACUUCCCUGGCCGCCGAGGCCAGGAAAUACUGUCUGACAUUGGACCAAUCUCCAGGACGGCAGUCCACCACGAUCCAGCCUCUCAUCAUCAACCUCAAUGCCCAGGAGCACACCCACACCUUCAUUAGCACCUCCACCACUGUCAGCAUCACUGUGGCUUCCUCCAUGCUCGUGUCUCAGCCAAAGCAACCUGUGGUCUAUGGGGACCCUUUCCAGCACCGACUGGACUUUGGACAAGGGACGGGAAGUCCCGUGUGUCUGACCCAGGUCAAACAUGUGGAACAGGCUGUGCAGACUGGUCCUUACCAAGGAGGGCCCCGUGGAAAGCCCAAAGAACCUAGCAGUCCCCAGCAAACCAAAUUUGCCCGGUAUAACCUGCCCAACCAGAUGACACCUUUGGUUAAAAAAGAUAUUCUUGUCACUCAGAUGAGCACCACACAGAACAUUAGCAUCAAGCCAUACCCUGCAGAGCCGAGUUCCGAUGCAUACCGGGGCACGCCUGCAGAGCUCAAAGCGCACAGUGUGCCCACACACGUUGGUGGGAAGAAACCUCAUAUGAUGAUGGUGCAGAUGGAUGACAUGACAGCUGGUGCAGUGACCAAGCUGGUCAAAGAAGAACCCACCAGUGCUUUAGACCUCACUGGGAUCAAACCAGAGAGUCACGUGGCUUGCUGUGAUAUGGUCUACAAAUUCCCCUUCAGCAGCAGCUGUACUGGGACUUUCCAUCCCUCCUCUAAGAUGCCCGAGAAAAAUGUAGUGGACACAGCCCAGCCCAGCCAGAGCAGCCUUCCAUUUUAUGGGCCCCGGGAACCAGACCUUCCCGAGCCAUCCCCGUACAGGGAACAGGCUGCAGCGGGUCCCAGGCUCUAUGAGGAGCAAAAACUGUACUCUCAUGGCCUUACGGGAAGGCUUUACUCGUCCAUGUCUGACACCAACCUGGCUGAGGCUGGGUUGAGUUAUUACCCACACAAAAGUGACCAAUUCUUCCACCCCUCUGGGGGAGACUCAGCUAUGGACCUCACAACCAUGAAGCACUCUUACAGCAUCGGCUUCGAUGGCCGCUACCUGCCCCAGGGAAUGCAGUAUGGCUCCUUCACAGAUCUGAGACAAGCCCCAGACCUGAUGGGACACCCACUCCCCAUGAGAAGGUAUAGCUCAGCAUCAAACAUCUACUCUGAUUAUCGAUACUCGCCCCGAGGGGACCUGUCCGGCUUCCAGGAAUCCAGCCUGGCUCAGUAUAGUGCAACCACAGCCCGGGAGAUCAGCCGCAUGUGUGCGGCUCUCAACUCCAUGGACCAGUACGGAGGACGGCACAGCAGCAGCCCGGAGCUCAUGCAGUAUGGCCCCAGGCCUGGGCCUGGGCCUGGAGCCAGCGCCCAGCAGGGCCUGGCAGCCAUUAAACCCAACGUGAUGAUGAACCCGAACUUCCCUGAAGGCCGGCAGAGCUUUGGGAAGCUAGCCCAGUACGGUCCUGCCGCCGGGCAGGGAGGAGGGGCCAUCAGGCAGCUUUUCCCUUCCACAGCCACCGUGCGUGCAGCCGACGGGAUGAUUUAUUCUACCAUCAACACGCCAAUUGCCUCAACUCUUCCCAUCACCACCCAGCCGGCAUCGGUGCUUCGGCCUAUGGUUCGAGGUAUCUACAGACCCUAUGGCCCGGGUAGCAUUACCCCUGUGCCUCUUGCCAGCUUGACCCGAGUACCCGUGGUUGCUCCCCGGGUUCCCCUCAUGCCGCCGGGGCUCUAUCGAUAUCCAGCCCCAAGCAGAUUCCCGGCCAUCACAACAGCACCUGGGAUUGACGGCCCCUUGUACCUGGGGAAGGCGGGCCUGGCCACCAGUGUGGCUGGGAGCAGCGUGACCCCUGGACCUGCUGGGAAACCAGUGGUGGCGGCAGCAGCUGGAGGUCUACAGAGAACUGAGCAGCCACUGGGAAGCGCUCGAGAAGAGCCCCCAGCAGCAGCCGCUGUAGGAUCCAAAGAGGCGGGCACAGGCCCGCCCCACCUGCCUGGCCAAAAGCAGCCUGGAGAAGCUCCCCCAGCGACCAUCUUGGGCAAAGCAGGGAGUGCCGAGAAAGAAGAGAAGGAGGAAGAGAGGCAGAGGAAGCAGCAGGAGCACCUGCUUCAGAUGGAACGGGAGCGCGUGGAGCUGGAGAAACUGCGGCAGCUGCGGCUCCAUGAGGAGCUGGAGCGCGAGCGCGUGGAGCUGCAGCGGCAUCGGGAGAAGGAGCAGAUGCUGGUACAGAGGGAGAUCCAGGAGCUGCAGACCAUCAAGCACCAAGUCUUGCAGCAGCAGCAGGAGGAGCGCCAGGCCCAGUUCGCCUUGCAGAGGGAGCAGCUGGCCCAGCAGCGCCUGCAGCUGGAGCAGAUCCAGCAGCUGCAGCAACAGCUGCAGCAGCAGCUGGAGGAGCAAAAGAGGCAGAAGGCGCCCUUCCCCCCGGCGUGCGACCCCUCCGGGAGAUUGCCUCCCCAAGCCUUGCCAGAGAUCGCCCUAGAAAUGCAGCGCACCGUGGGCCCGAAUGGUCAGUACUGGCCUCCGAUAAAUCAAGCUUUCAUGGCCACCGCGGCCAUGGGCAUGGAGGGGCCGGGGCAGCCGAGGCCCCUCCCCAGCUCGGCUUCGGACAUGUCUCUGCAGACGGAUGAGCGCUGGGAGACCGGCAGGGGCCUCCAGAAGAGACACUCGAUGCCCCGCCUCCGGGAUGCCUAUGAGAUGGAGGAGGCCCACGAGCCUUACGUGGUCAAGAAGAUCACCGACAGCAGCGUGCAGACUGACGAGGAGGAUGGGGAAGAGCGGUACUUUAUGUCCCGGAGGCGCCGGGCUCGGCGGAGCGCGGACUGCAGUGUCCAGACGGACGACGAAGACGACGCUGAGUGGGAGCAGCCUGUCCGCCGGCGCCGCACCCGCUUCUCGCGCCACUCAGACUCAGUUUCCGACAGCAAGCACGACUCCUCCUCCUCGCCAGGGGGCAAGUCGAGUGUUGGCAUCCAAACCAUCAGUGACUGCUCAGUACAGACAGAGCCCGAUCAGCUGCUGAGGGUCUCGCCUUCCAUUCACAUCACCACCCCAGACCCCAAAGUGGAGAUUAUCAAAUACAUUUCGGCCCCAGAGAAGACUCAGAAGGGAGAGAGCCUAGCAUGCCAGACAGAGCCGGAAGCACAGGCCCAGGGGAUUGUGGUGCCUCAGCUCCCAGGGCCGGCAGCCAUCACCCCCUACACCCCCAGCAUUCAGAUUGUCACCACUGGACCCUUGGAGCCCAGGCAGCAGGGGCCUGGGAAAUUUGAGAAGAAGAAACCGGACCCCUUAGAAAUUGGUUACCAGUCUCAUUUGCCCACCGAGUCCCUCUCCCAGCUAGUAACCCGUCAGCCCCCCAAGUCUCCUCAGGUUCUUUACUCACCUGUCUCUCCCUUGUCCCCACACCGCCUCCUGGAAUCCUCCUUUGCUUCCAGUGAGAGACUGAACAAGGCCCACGUAACACCACAGAAGCAUUUCACUGCCGACAGCGCCCAGCGCCAACAGACUGUGCCUCGCCCCAUGAAAACCAUGCAGAGGUCCCUGUCGGACCCCAAGCCCAUCAGCCCCACUGCCGAAGAGUCAGCCAAAGAGAGGUUCUCCCUCUAUCAGCAACAAGUCCUCCAGGGCAGUCAGAUGUCAGCAUUUCAGGCUAACACCCUCAUUCGAAAGGUGAAGCGCACGCUGCCCAGCCCCCCUCCUGAGGAGGCCCACGUGCCUCUCCCAAGCCAAGCGCACUCCCAGAUGUACAUGGCCAGCCUCCUUCAGAAGGGCCUGGCAGGGCCAGCCGUGCAGGUGACCAAAGCCAGCCUGCUCAAGGAGCUGGACCGAGACCUCAGGCUGGUGGAGCACGAGUCUACAAAGCUGAGGAAGAAGCAGGCUGAGCUGGAUGAAGAGGAGAAGGAGAUCGAUGCCAAGCUGAAGUACCUGGAGCUAGGAAUCACUCAGAGGAAGGGGUCCCUCAUGAAGGACCGCGCUGGCCGAGAUUACCCCUAUCUUCGGUGCCUUGGGGAAAACCGGGAUUACAUGUCCGAUAGCGAGCUCAACAAUUUACGCCUUGCUGGCUACGAAAGCGUCCACGUGAGGCCGAGCACGGCUCCAACCAAUCAGUUUUCUGACUUUUCGGCCACUCAAUACACGUCAGCCUCCUCCUACCCUCCCUAUCAGUACCCAACAGGGCAGGGUCCCCCCCCAGCCCCCACAGCCUUCCAGCACACCCGCUUCCAGCCUCCCCAGUAUCCUGUGGGCAGUGCUGGCCCUGCUCAAAACGGCUUCCAGGCCAACCAGGUACCUGCCUACCCGGCUCAGAACACAUACCCGGCCCCUGCUUUCCCUCCAAGUGCAGGCUACCCCCCUGAACAUGGUCUCCAGGGCCAGCAGAACUUCCGCCCCGCUCCGCACUACCAGCCCCAGACAACUUACCCAGGCCAAAUUCCCCACCCACCCCCUCAAAAUGCCCUCUUUCCAGACCCAUCUGACAGUCACACCUCCCAUCAGAAGCCAAGGCAGACCUCAUUAGCUGACUUGGAACAAAAGGUCCCUACGAACUAUGAAGUGAUUGCAGCGGCCCCAGCUGUAAUGUCUUCGGCCCCUUCAGAGCCCACAUACAGCGCACCUGCGGUGACCAGCAGUUAUGACCAGUACAAGGCUCCGGAGCCCCCCAGGCCUGGCGUGAGCCAGAGCCCGGGGCCCACUUACUCUUCUGAAUCACUGUAUACCACCCUGGAGCAGAACAUUCCUAGGAACUACGUGAUGAUUGAUGACAUCAACGAGCUGACCAAGGACAGCAUGCCCUCGGCGGUAGAAAGCCAGAAGCCAGAGCCCCGCCCCCCAGGCAGUGACGGGCGUCAUGCAAAGGACAAAAGCGACCUGGGAGAGCCCGAAGGCCCCAGUGUUCCCUGCUGUUACCCAAAAGGGGAAGAAGAGUCUGAGGAAGAUGUAUAUGAUCACCAUGGCACUGACCACCGCGGGAAGAGUAGCUAUCACCGGAGUUCAGAGAGCAAUGGAAGGAUGUCAGGCAGUGGAGGGGCAUCCUCAUACUACCAUGGAGACAGUGACUAUAGACACUCAUCUCGACCAGAGAAAUACGGCUCCAGCAUGGGAGGGCCAAAGCACUCCUCUAAGAACCUGGCCCCAGCCGUCAUCUCGUCGAAGCGCAGCAAGCAUCGGAAACAAGGCAUGGAACAAAAGAUCUCCAAGUUCUCGCCUAUCGAAGAGGCGAAAGACGUUGAAUCUGAUCUGGCCUCCUACCCCACAACGCCCUCGGUCAGCAGCAGCAUGUCCUCCAGAGGGAAGAAGUUUCAAGAUGAGAUCACCUAUGGCCUUAAGAAGAAUGUGUACGAACAGCAGAAAUACUAUGGAGUGUCAAGCAGGGACCUGUUAGAGGAAGAUGACCGAGCAUACAGCAGCAGGUCCAGAUCAUCAACUAGUUACGGCAGCGAGAAGUCCAGCCAUGACAUGAGCAGCCGAGGCAAGUCUUAUGAGCGUGAGCGAGAGAGCAUGGAGAGAUUACAGAAGGCCAGCUCGAAGCCAUCGUCCCUGAGCAUGUCCCAGAGCCGAGGGCGGCCCCCCAUGCGUAGCCAGGCUUCUGAAGAAGAAAGCCCCAUCAGUCCGUUAGGAAGGUCUGUGGGAGGACCUCGCUCUUCAGGAGGGCCGCUCCCUCCGGGGGCUGCAGACGGCUGCUCUCCAUUCUGCUCCAGUCACUCCUUGCCUGACGUCCAGGAACACAUCAAAGAUGUGCCAAGAACCCACUCAUACAAGCAUGACGAAGGUUACAACCUGGACGAUUCCCACUGUGUGGUUUCAGACAGUGAAGCUUAUCACUUGGGUCAGGAGGAGACAGACUGGUUUGAUAAGCCCCGAGAAUCCCGUUCAGAAAGGCUCAGACAUCAUGGUGGCCACACCUCCUCCUCCUCCCAGAAAAGACCCCCAGUCAAACACACUUAUCAUGACUAUGAUGAGCCCCCUGAGGAGGACCUGUGGCCACAUGAUGAGGGACCCCAGGGCCGCCAUUCUUCCAAAGAGCAUCGGCACCAUGGGGACUAUGGCCGGCACUCCUCGGGGUCGUCAUCUUCCCGCCACCAGGGUGAGGAGCCUUCUCGGAGGGUCUCGAAGCCACACCCCCGAGACUCCGGCCGCCAUGAAGGCAGACCUCACUCACAGCCUUCUUCCCAGAAGAAGGCUCAGCAGACCGACCCAAGGAGCCAGCCAUCCUACCCCAGCUCCCAGUCGGAAUACUCACAGCCAUCCCGCCAGUCCGUGGCCUACCACCAUCCCUCAGAGCCCAGAAAAGCUCAGCGGCCAGUGCAGUCUGGCCCCUCAGCUCAGCCACCGAAGUCCGAGCCUCUGGCCCACUCACAGCCACAGCAGGCAAGGCAACCUCAGUCGGGACCUUCCCAGCAGCCGCCACCGCAGUCCUCCAGGCAGCAGCAGCAGACGAGCCACGGGCCACAGCCAACUCUGUCUCAGAUACAGCAGACACCGUCACAAGCUCGGCAGCAGCAGCAGCAGCAGGGGAUCCCAGGGCAGCCUUCCCGGGGCCAGCAGCCCCCGGCCGGUCAGCAGGCUGGCAAGUCAGUGCCAGGCCAUCCCCCGUCAGCAGGUGCCCAGCCUGCAGGCCCACUGAAAGCUGAGCAGCUGGACAGCUCCAAACCCACCGCCAAAGUGCAGCAGCAGCAGCAGCAGCAGGGGAGGGGCCCACAUGCCCAGCCACAAGGGGCCACCACUGCAGGUACAAAAGUGGGAGCAAAGCCCGGGGUAGUCCCACCAGCAUCAGGAGCCCCCACGGGCCAGCCUGGGGCCGAUGGAGAAAGCGUGCUCUCCAAAAUCCUUCCCGGAGGGGCAGCAGAACAAGCAGGCAAACUGACUGAAGCUGUGUCUGCUUUUGGAAAGAAAUUUUCUUCAUUCUGGUGAUCCUGUGCUGUAGGAUGUUUUGGAAGAUGAAUGGAGAUAAAGUAAUUCCUGUGGAAAAACCUAUGAAGAAACUAAUGGAUUUCACCACAGCCUAGGACUCUGCGUAUAACACAUCUGAACUCAUGGCAAACCCUAGGCUCAGUGACGCAAACAGGACAGCGAAUGCUUUUCCAGCUGGAGUCACCAGAGUGAGGCAUCUGCCCGGAAGCCCCCCAGGGAGUGUCUCCCUCAGAACUGCUCUCCAAAGACAGUGUCCAUAGUGACUCAUCCUCUCUGGUGAGCAGUGACUAGAAGGAGCCACAGUCAUUCUCGGGGAGACUUUUCUUGAGGAAAACUUGCCAAAGGUCCUGGUUGGGACUGUCCAGAAGCUUGGGGUUCCCACUUUGCCCUUGGAGAAGACUUGAAACUCCAAAGGCAGUGCCCCUGCCCAGCGUUCCCCCUUGCCAAGUAGAGCCUGGAGCAGGGCCCAGGGGCCUUUUCUUCAGGGUUAUACACAGAGUUCCAGCUCAUGCCGACUGGACUUCUUCAUUCCGGGGCCUUCAAAGGUUUUUCCACAGCCUUGGAGAUGGGCUUUGAGUUGAGGGCUGGGAGCCGAGGGCUCCAUUUCCUUCACAUUCCAGUUGGCCCCACAGCUCCCUCUGCGGGCACCCUGUCCUUAGUGAUGGAACUUGUGCAGCGAGGGACUUGUGGGAUUUAGAGAACUUUUAAAAAAAACAAAAAACAAAAAAAAAAACACUAGGACCUAACACUGUUUCAUUAUUGAAAUACGAGGCCAUAGGACUCUGCAAGGCAGCAUGUGCACUGGCUGACUUUUCCCCAGACAGACGGUGGCAGGCCAAGCGUGUCUGCCAGCCACCUUGAAGCCAUCACCGAGCAUUGUAAAACAUCCAAGUGGCAAUGCUUUCAUAACAACCAUCUCCUUAUUUUACCUAUGCCUGAAGAUUUCUUUUUAUUUCAAAAGCAGCCUUAACCAUUCCAAUUUUAUUUACUUGUGUAUACCUCAUAAGCAUUUUUCUUUCAUUUUUCUUUCCUCCUCCUCCCCCAUCUCCCCUUCCCACCCCACCCCCGACAUACUUCUUUUUUUAACUCCUUCCCCCUUUACUCUGUACCUGGUUAUCACGGGGUGUCCUCUGUAGAAGCAAUAGAGUGCAGUAGGCUACAAGAGCCCCACGCGGAGGUGGGAUAACAUCAGAAGAGGUCGCCUCUGCCAUUCUCCUCUUACUGUGCAAUUCAAGUCCUUCUUAAGCCAUUACCGGUGGGCGUGCUCAGAAAUUUAAAAACAAAAACCCACAAAGCCCAUGUGGUUUGAGUUGCCACUAUGAAGUUCCUAGAACCUCUGGCAUGGGAAGUGAGAGGGAGCCGCAGUCAGCAGCUGGUGAGCCCAGGGUAGGGGUGUCCUGGUGGUCGCCAGGAUGACUGCUGUUAAGCCAGUCGCUCUCGCCUCAACAGUGUUCCAGACAACCAACCUGAUGGUCCCAUACAUUGGAGCUUCCCUUCAACCUGAGCAACAGCAACGAGUCUCAUUUCUAACGUUCUAUGCAAUGAAAUACAAAAAAACAAAAAAAAAAACAAAAAAAAUUAAAAAAAAACCAGAACACACUACACCUGUUAAUAUUUAAUAAACUAAAUGUUACGUAUAAGAAUUUAAUUACAAAUGUGCUAUGGAGAAAUUGGAUGGAUAUGUUUCUAGCUAAUACCUGUGUGUGUGGUGUGUGUGUGUGUGUGUGUGUGUGUGUGAAGUUUUCAAUUUGUGGCAUGUUCGACCCAUUCGAAGGACGCGUCGUUGCCAAAGGGUGACCAUGCUGCUGUAAUGUCUCCCGUCCUAGAGUAGAGCAUGGCUUGCUACCUCUUUGCACGAAUUCAUCUACUUUAAAUGCUUGCCGUACUUUGCUCGGGGUUCUUUUUGCCUCAGUCCCUCGCCUAUACUCAAAUGCUUUUUGUCGACAUAUGCACUUGUUAUUGAAGGAUUGUCUGUACUAAUGGGAGAGGUGCCUCUAGUCCAGAGAGAGGUCCUGAGCCCUCCCACCCAUGAUGACCUACUGAUGACUUUUCCCCUCACUGUCUCCUUUCCACAGAUCUCGAGUCCUGUUAACAAGUCCCAACAUGGAAAUGAGCCCACCCCUUCUUGUGCCCCCAUAACCCAAUAUAUUCCUCUUCAGUAGAUCAUAGGAGUUAAAAUGGGAAAAGGCUUUUGAGAAAAUCUAAUCCGACCCCCUGCCCCUUCCCGUUUUAGAGAUAUGUCAGCUGAGGGCCAGAGAAAGAGGAGGCAGUAACUUGACGAAGGUCACAUAGAAAGUAAAUAGUCAACGUGGGAUAUGAGUCUGAGCCAUCUGACUCCAUAUUCAGCGCCCUUCUCAUUGCACCAUUCUUCCCAAAGAACCACCGCUAUUACCACGUCCCCACAGAGAUCAUACACCCCAAUGCCUGUAGCAGAGACAAUACUACAAGCCUUGAACUGAAGAAGAUAAAAAGCAAUUCAGAAGAGAGUCGGAGCAGUCCCAGAUAUCUCUCCUUUCUAUCCUUAAAUGAACUUAUCUUACCUUCAUUGGCCCCAGUUGUGAGGAUUCCCCAAGGACUGUGCUCAGGGCUUCGAAAACUGUCUGUUCAUAGUAAACUGGAGCCUUCAGCCUCUGUGAAACUCAAAACCCAAGGUAGCUACAUUGGCCCAGGGCUUUGCUGGAGUGGGGGAGGGGGGAGCUAAACAUCCAUUUUCCAAAAAAUGGAUUUGAUACCAAUGGGCUGUGGGUUAGGACUUGAAAGGUUGUUUUGUUGGUUGUCCUGUCAUGGAUAGGUUUUUUUGUACCUUGACUUUAUCUGUGCUGCUAAGUCCUGACUAAAGCAGGCCAUUUCUGAAAGGGGAUGGAGCUGCUAAGGAGCUAAAGUGAGUACCAAAUCUCAGAUUGCUCCACUACCCCAGGAGGAAGGGCUAGGACUCAGGAUUUGGAGACCUCUUUUCUUAGCUCUGAUCAAAGAGAGACUUUCUAAGAACCUCAGCCCAUAUCUAAAGCUUAAAAAAAAAAAGGCCCAAAACUUUCAAAGGCUGUAGAAAGAAAAGGGCCAAGAAUGGCAAAAGGAAUAUCCUUGGCAUUUAUGAAGACUAGUGUUAGAGCUGCUGACCUUUGGAAAUGAAAUAAGACAGAUUGGCAAUGGAUAUCCAAACUCUGGGUAGGAUCCUUGAGGGUUUCUGGAUUGGUGAGGUACCAAGUUUUUCUUUCCUUAGACCACCAUUUCUAAGACAGCACUGACUUCCAUCGUGCCUUGGGAAGUUCCCAGGGGGCCCAGGCACAUCAAAGGCAUUGAGCCCACAGCCUAGCCUUUUUCCAGAGCUAUUCAGGUGGUACCAUGCAUUUCUUAGGAGUUCCUGUUUCUUAUAUUUUUUUUUCUUGGCAGCUUUUGGACUCAGGAGGGGAGACCUCUCUCUGUUACUUGUCUCCAUCAGAUACUCCAGGCCUUGAAGCCUCCUUGCCUAGAGCUCAUAUUGGUCUGGUUUUCCCCAAGGACAUAUCCUGGUCCCUCUAUCUGAGUCCAGAAAAGCCUUGGUAGACUAUCCCAACAACCUCCAAAGGGUUUAACUCAUCUCAAAGGGCUGUGCAUCUUAGCUGCCAUUUGAGUGGAGGAGACUUUCCUAGCCCCCAAGUCAGCAGGGACAAAUGGCUGAGAAAAGGCUACUUCUUAAUGGAAAUGAAUGAGACAUUAUUAGGCAGGAGACUAUUUGUGGGAAGACAAUGGGGAUAAGGAUCUGCUUUCACUCGGUCUUCAUUCUCCCCAGAGAUAGACAAGAAGGGCCUUCAUGGCCUUAGCUCUAAGGGUAAUUGGCAGGUGACUCAUGUGGUGAGCAGUUCCCAGUCUGGGUAUUGACCAGUCAGCAUUUGUAUUAGGGAUGGCCUGAAUUUCCUUCUGCAUGGCUGUUGGGGACUAGUAUUUUUAAUGGCAUCUGCCUUUUGUUUCAUUCUCCUCAUUGAAGUAUGAAAUGGAAUGGAAUGGGAUGGAAUGGAAUAAGCAUUUAUUAAGCGCCUACUGUGUGCCCAGGCAUGGUACUAAGCGCUUUACAAAUAUUAUCUCAUUUGUAACAAUACCUCUCACUGACACGGCCUCUUCAAAGGAGCUCGACUCACCUUGUGUGUAUGAUCUUUUCUAAUUAUCUACCAAUGUGUGUAAAGUAGGGACGAGGAAGUAUUACCUUUCCUGUUUUCCGGAUGAGGAAACUGAGGCAGAGAGCUUCAAUUACUUGACCAAGACCAAACUACAAGGUAUGAGCAGAGGGUUCCUUUCUGUGAUAAGUCCUUACCCUCUGUCUUAUCCUUCUUCGCUAGCCUGGACUGUGUGUGAAGUCAGUCUCUAUCCCAAACCCAUCUCUCUGAGCUCCCAAAUGGCACCUAAGAGGAGGCUCUUGGCUGGAGAACUGUCUGGUACCUGAUCUAGAACACUUUCCAUGGAGGUCAAGAUAACACUUUGGGCAGUUCAGAUGAAGGUGCUUGGCACUAAGUCCUGCUAAGGCACCAGGCCCAAGUGACGUGAGGGUAUUACCUGCCACAUGGAGCCAAGAGUACUUGGGAUGUCACUGGAAUAGGAGGUGGGGAGAGGAUAGAGUAGGCAGGGUUCUGGAUCUCUUCUACUGCGUGGGGGUCAGGGGUCGGGUGCUUCCACACAUACUUUAUUUGUACCGAGAACUCUUUCCACCAAUGGAAAGAGUGUUCUCUCCAUCCUUCGCCUUUGACAGUCCCGGAGGCUACACCAGGCAGCCUCCUCUUUGGAAAGCACACACACUCACUACAGCCCUGUUAUCAAUAGCUCUUUCACCCCUCCCCAAUCCCAGAGAUAAUCAUAGAACUUUAGAUCUGGAAGGGGUUCUAAAGAUCCUCUAAUCCAUUUCGCUUGUUUUGGAGAUUGAGAAACUGAGGCUGAGAGGGCUGACCUGGGUGACCCUAGAAGAUGAAAUCAGUUGGAGGCAGGCUUGGAACUAGCACCCAGGGUCCCUGACCUCCAAUCUAGUAGUAUAAAUGCCACCCUGCCUCGGAGAGGGGAGACGAUGAGCUUCUCUGACCAGUUCCUGCCCUUGGAUCUGAUCAUUUCAUAACAUUUAGAACCAAGCAAAAGCCAAGGAGAUCUUCAUUCCCUUACUAUCAUGAGAUACACCCACGCUCUUUGUCCAUGUUGUUGGUUGUCCAAAAGCAGUGGCCUUCCCUUCAGAUACCCCCAGAAUGGCCAGUAUUUCCCAGAACCACUGGCAUGACAAGUGCAUACAGUCCGACGUCCUCCCGGGCCCUGUUCCCCAGUGGGUCAUCUCUCUUGGGGUCACCAUGACCUGCCCUCCCCAUUCCUGGCAUGUAAAUACAUUGUACAGUGUGUAAAUCUCACAUGGCAAGGAGAACAAAACCCAAACCACAACUCGUGUUGGGGGGUUCACUUCCCAGCACCAGCACACCUUUUGCUUUGAUGUACAAAAAGAGAAAGCCAAUACUUUAAUGGGUGUGUGUGUGUGUGUGUGUGUGUGUGUGUGCGCGCGUGUUUGGGGGAGAGAGACUGCCUCAUUUAGUCCUUGGGAUUGAAGCCCACACCUCUUCUGCCUUCCUCUAACCUUUCCUUCUCUUCCCUCUAGACUUCUCCCUCCUCUCUCUUCCCCUCUCCUUUCCCAAGGUAGAGGAGUCAUCUGUAGAGUUCUUAUGGUUUUCCCAGCCCCUUCCACCUGGUGGCUUCCAUGCCUUUCUCGGGCUAUUCCAUUUUGGGGUGGGGUUUUUUUGUUGUUGUUGAUGGGGCAAGGGUGGGGGGGGGGUUGUACAAAGUCAAACCAACAAGUUUACAGUUGUAAGUGCAAUGACCUAAGUCCUCUAUCUGAACAUUGUAAAUUGUGUGUCUGUCCUGCUGCGCCCUGUGAGAACUCUGUAGUAUUUCAAUGUACCACCUUCUGUAUUGUGACUCAGUAUGAGAUAUUGCCCCUACAAGGUAUUUCUGUGAUAACAGAAUAAAAGGACUUGAUAUAAAGCA